Molecule: messenger RNA, 3159 nt
Organism: Dioszegia hungarica
Lineage: Eukaryota; Fungi; Basidiomycota; Tremellomycetes; Tremellales; Bulleribasidiaceae
Exons: 5
Coding region: 1-3159 (1052 amino acids)
Biological process (GO): negative regulation of transcription by RNA polymerase II; regulation of nitrogen utilization; mitochondria-nucleus signaling pathway
Cellular component (GO): cytoplasm
Source: RefSeq, a predicted model, not a curated record
AUGCCGUCCGUACCCUACAUCUCGACGACAUACGACGGUCCUUCCAGUGCGACUGCGCUGCGGGGGACCCGGCCGAAUAUCCCCCUUCUCGCGCUCGCCCCUCCUGCUUUGGCUCUGGGGGAUGAGAUUCUAGGCGCUGGCGAUGAAGAGACCAACGUCCGGGACUUUUGGAACGUCAUCUCCAAGGCGUCCGAUAUCGUCAAGGAUGGCGAGCGACUCGAGAAUCUCGCAUGGCGCCAGUGGUGUCGCCACCGCCGGGACUCUGCCGCGUCCUCUACCUCCACAUCGUCCCACUUUACCCACCACCGCCGGAUAUCCUGCUCUUCCUCCACGACGACCGGCUCGUCCGCGUCCGCCGUCACGCCCCACCUCGAACAACCCCCAUCACCCACCCUAUCCGUCUCUUCGCGCCACUCGGAGCGCCGCACAUUCGGCAGCGCUCUCAAGCUGCUCAUGGAGGAAGACCAGUUUAUUGACUGGGUCUCGGAUGCGCAGCGUAAUCUUCCCCCUCCCCCGACGAUAUCGGUCCCGGAUACCCCUACUGCUCAGCUGGAAAUACGGCUAGUAGAGCCUACACCUGUCCCAAGCCGGGUAGGCAGCCUGGGCGGGUCUAUGAGCGGAGCGGGCAUGCUCGGUGUAGCGGUACCACCUCGCCUGAUGGAGGAGCCCGAAGAGCAGGAGGUGGUAGAAGAAGAGGACGAGUAUGAGGAGACGGAUUCGGGGGAUGAUGCGGUGCCUAUACCGCAGAACCCUCCUCCCCAGCGGUCUCGAAGUAAGCCGAUCCUCCCAGCUACCGGCUCGCCAAAGAAGAAGCGCAAAUUCUUUGUUCAUUCAUCCCCUUCCAAAGGAAGCGGAUCUGAUACCGCCGCUUCCCCCAAUACUCUCGCUGGCAAGUCAGCCACACUCCCCGACGCUCCCCAACCGCCCUCACCCAACCCUUCCCUCUCUCCCGCUCCUCCCGCGUCGAUAGCACCUCAUCGUCGGACGAGCAGUGGAUCAUCGGCCAGCGCCGGGCCCGAUCUCGCACCGGUAGCCGCUCCUGUCAAGAAGAAGUCGCCAGGCAAGCGGCAUGUCUCGCUCUCCACUAUGCGUGGGCGGUUUGGAGUGGAGAAGCGUAAAGCGGCCGAGCUACUUGCGCAGAAGCUGGAAGCUGAGGCCGAGGCGGCCGCUGCGGAGGAAGAGGGCAGCGGAUGGGAGGAUGACGAAGAGGAGGUGGACGAUGAUGAGGGGGAUUGGGAGGAGGAUGAAGAGGCCGAAGAGACGAAAGUGACGGAGGAGCCGAUCUCCAUCGAUAAAGGUAAAGGCAAAGCGGUGGAGCCCGAAUUACCACCUGAAGAAGGGGCGUCCACGACGGAAGGAUCAGAUGAAGAGUGGUCGGACGAGGGCUCGGGCGCCGAGGAGGCUCCCCCUUCUCGGCCAGCACAAGCUCCUUCUCCGACCAAAAAGCCUCCGCAACCACCACCGGCUGCGACUGCCAUGCGUCGUACAUCAUCUAGCAAGUCAGCCAAGAAUCUGAAUACUCGGAAUCGCUCUUCCUCCCAGCUCGACCUCACCGCACUUCUCGCUCGUCCCUCUGGCCGCAGAGGGCAUGCUUCGAACGGACCACCACCACCACCAGCCCCAACACCGCUGAGGGAUAUGAGCCGGAAGCAGCGUUUGGCGGCGCAAGAGGAGCGAAGGAAGAUCGAGGCCGAGCUGGAGGCGCAGAAGAAGCGAGAGAUGUUUGCGAAGCAACAUAUCUUUGGGGCAAAACCGGCGCAGAGCGAGGGUUUGUUGAGUGGGAUCUUCAAGAAGGGCGGGAGUAUGGUCGACCUUACCGCCGCGGGUAUCCCACAGAUGAGCUCGCCGCCAUUACGGCCAUCACCUACGCACGGUCACCUCCCUUCUCUCCUUUCGUUGUCGCGAUCGCCUAUGGCUCCGGCGCCAAAUCUGCUCCGAAGCAAGUCUGCUGUGGCUAUGCCUGUCCAGACCGGCGUGUCGGUAACCCGUGUCUCGCCCAAUCGCUCCAGAUUGAGCGAGGUCACUGGGAGCGCGGACAGUGGAGAGAAUGAGGCGAAUAGCGCAGAUAGCAAGCAGGCUCCGGAGCGCGCGAGGCGGACGAGCGAUCGGUCAGAUAAGAGCGGAACAACCGAGCGGCGCCCGCCGGAAGGCAUUGUCCUCGAGUCCGGUUCCGAAUCUGAGGAGGACGACGACUACCUCGCUACCUCUUCGACUCAGCGUAAACUCGCCGAGCUCGCAGAGAAGCAGUCCAAGCGGGGCAAAGGUCGAAGUCCUGAGGCAGAGACGAAUCUCUCAGCUGGUCCGUCGAUGGCUGUGCCUGCGGCUAUGUCAGGUGCCGGUCGUUUCGCUCAACCCGCUUUGGAGCCAAUGACGCCUACAACGAGGCGGAGGACCAUCAUCUCCAGGGAGAUGAGCAUGUCAUUGCGGCAGAAUCUCAUGCUGGAGAGGGAGAAAUCUUCGGGCAGUGGCCAGCGCCGGACUUCAGCCGUACAGCACAGCCGACCCCCGCCCAUCACGCACAUGUCCCAUCUACCUGCGCGGAAUGUCUCGACGGCGGAUCUGGCUCAGUAUCAGAUGGGCGUACCGCUCGCUCGGCACCGCUCAGAGACCGCUCUCCAUCGGGAACAGGCAAACCAACAGCAAUCCCGUCCAGGUUCAUCGGCUUCUCAGCAUGGUCAGCGUGGCGACCAGUCGCCCGCGCUCGUCCACCCACAACCACAACGGUCACAUACGAGCGGCUCGGUGAUCACCAUGCCUUCCAAGAACCGGCCGUCACAUCAUCCCCUCGCUGGUGCUCUCCCUCCCAUGCGGUCCAACACCGUCCAGCCUCAAGCACCCACUCCGCAGCCUGAACCCCCGCGCCGUCAGCCAAACAUCCUCGGCGGGUUCCUCCGGCCCCUCACGCGCGUACCUACCUCCACCGGCGUGGUUGAGAGCUCGCGGGGCGGAACGAUCAGUCGUACCCAGUCUUCUGCGAACCUCACUACGAACGACCGGGAGACGACGAUGGAGGUGUCGCCGACUAAUCUGGAGGCGCCCGCGAUGGUCCGCAGGUCGACGGUGGAGGGUAGUCCGGGGGCGGAGUGGAAGACGGAGGUGGAUAGGAGGAGGGAGCUGGCGAGGCGGACGGAUAGCAGUUAUCGGAUGCACGGGUGGUAA